Messenger RNA from Solanum dulcamara, 1193 nucleotides. RefSeq names its product transcription repressor MYB6-like. The record is from RefSeq and is a predicted model, not a curated record. Lineage: Eukaryota; Viridiplantae; Streptophyta; Magnoliopsida; Solanales; Solanaceae. The coding region runs from base 59 to 997 and encodes 312 amino acids. The transcript has 3 exons.
AUUUGAAAUAUCUCAAAAAAGUGUAUAAUAUUGUAUUUUAUAUUACAGACUAAAAAAAAUGGGAAGAACUCCUUGUUGUGAGAAAGUAGGUCUCAAAAGAGGGAGAUGGACUGUAGAAGAAGAUGAAAUCCUCACCAACUAUAUUCAAGCUAAUGGUGAAGGCUCUUGGAGGUCAUUACCCAAAAAUGCUGGGUUAUUAAGAUGUGGAAAGAGUUGCAGACUGAGAUGGAUUAAUUAUUUGAAGACUGAUUUGAAGAGAGGUAACAUAACCUGUGACGAAGAAGCUAUAAUCAUCAAGUUACGUGCAACUUUGGGUAACAGAUGGUCUUUAAUAGCAGAAUAUUUACCAGGUAGAACAGACAAUGAAAUAAAAAAUUACUGGAAUUCUCGCUUGAGCCGAAAAGUAGAAAGCUUAAGGAUUCCAAGUGAUGAAAAGCUACCACAAGCUGUUGUCGAAUUAGCCAAAAGAGGAACACAACAACAAAUUAUCAAACAAAAACGUAGAAGUAAAAUAAAUGCCAGCAGUUCAAAUUCCACAAGUGAAAUUAUUUCAGUUCCUAUUAUGAAUACUACAACAAGUGGCAAUAAUAGUGCCAUGGAGUUCGAUCAUAACGAUGAUCAAAUGUUGUGGCAUGAUGAUAUUAUGCUAAUGGACGACAACUAUGGAGCGUUAGACCAAGAUUUCAUUUUCAAUUGUUUAUGGGACGGCGAAGAAGAAAAUCUUGAAAUAGUUGAUAACAAUAACAACAAUAAUAACAAUAAUGAAAUAUUAAUUGAGGAUAAUUAUGGUAAACUUGAUUGUUGGGAUUGGGAAUAUUUAGGUGAAGUAUUGAAUAAUGAAAUACGGGCAAGAACUAAAGAAGCAGAGCAAGAGAAUAAUAAUAAUAUGUCAUUAUGUGACACUAAUGACAAUAUGCAAAACUUCAUGAACAAAGAAACAACAAUAGAAAAUAUUGAUCACAUGCAGGGUGAUUUGGUAGCUUGGCUUUUGUCUUAAUUAAUUUUGGAAUUACUACUAUUAAGUAACUGAUUUAUCGAAAAUAAUUUUUUUAUUUCAUAAAAAUAGAUAUAAGAUUUGUGUAUUUUUAUUUUUUUAAAACUUCAUUUGUAAAAGUAUAUUGGAUAUGUUAGUUGAUGUAUAUUGGAUAUGUUAGUUGAUGUUAUUAAGGAACUACUACACAACUUUGUGUGAU